Molecule: messenger RNA, 678 nt
Organism: Physella acuta
Lineage: Eukaryota; Metazoa; Mollusca; Gastropoda; Physidae
Source: RefSeq, a predicted model, not a curated record
AGCUCAAAUAACUUUGACGUCAGCAAUUACGUCCAGCUAAAGCAACAAUCUAAUGCCAAUCAGACCCGCCUUGUUUCUCACAAAAAAAAAACAUCUUUUUUUCUUAACAUCCGAGUAAAGUUAGCAGCAGAGAGCCAUGGAUGAGUCUCAGAACACAUCGCCCAUACGAAGGCCAUGCAACACGCAUACGUUUCGAGCUCCGUGCGACAACAAAGAUGCGCCAUGUAAUGCGGACAAACCAGGAGGCACCAAAGACACACUGUCUAUCGCUGAGCCAGCAAAGUUUGAGCCACAGCCAGAAGGUGAGCCAGCUAAGUUUGAGCCAACCACAGUAGCGGAGCCACAAGCUGUGUUGGAGCCACCUCCUCAGAUUGAGCAGAAUCCGGAAGAAUGUACGGCUGCUGCUGACACCCCCAUACCCGAAACAGUCAGCGACCAGGUUGCGAUUGUUGAGUGAGGCGGGUUGACGGUAGAAGGAUAAUGGACGUUUAUUUCACUGCUGGAACUGUACCGAUAUAUGUGCUUACAUGAGAAGGAUGAACAUCAAGAGAAGGAUAAACAUAAAGAGAAAGAUAAACAUCACGAGAAGGAUAAACAUCAAGAGAAGCUUAAUAAGAGGCUGCUAACAUUACAAAUGUAAAAAUAUUAAAAUAAAUAAAUGCUUUUGGUUUUCACGUG